Osmia bicornis bicornis is the source of this 5127-nucleotide messenger RNA. Its product is annotated as cysteine-rich secretory protein 2-like. The record is from RefSeq and is a predicted model, not a curated record. The coding region runs from base 864 to 1691 and encodes 275 amino acids. NCBI's taxonomy places the organism in Eukaryota, Metazoa, Arthropoda, Insecta, Hymenoptera, Megachilidae. Gene Ontology annotation, cellular component: extracellular region. The transcript has 7 exons.
GAACGCUUAGCUCCGCUUCGAGUCUGCUCGUAGCGGCGCGCGACAUUCCGCUGCCAGUUUCGUUCAUCCGCUCGAGCAAGUCACCUCCGGUCAGCAUGUGCGAAGGUUCUUCAAGAACGCGUCGCGUCGCUUGACGAUCGAUCCUACGAUCUCCAAAUUCCCUCUCGAUCGAUUUCGAUCGCGCGUAAUCCGAUCCGGCGGAAACGAGCGGCGGCGAACAGUCCCGAGUGUUCGUCGAUUUACCCUGAAGACUUGGAACUUCAUGGCACUGCUGUUGUUUCUUCAAAUUUAUAUCCUCCGUGUGAAGGAUCUUUUUUUAAAAUAAUAAUUAAAAAGAUCCUUGGUUUUCGAGGACAUUCGACGGGCUCCUCUUCAUGGUAACCAUGGGAUCAAUUAUAAACUUUAGAACUGUGAGAUUCUUUUUAAAAAAGCAUUAGUUGACACGCGUUUAGAUGUUGAAGAGUCCCGACAGAUCCGAUAGUGUGUAGUUGUUGAGUGAAGUGUAAUGAACUUUUGCUAUAAUUUGGUAAUUAUUAAGCAAGAGGAGAAGCUGGUGUAACGUAGAGGAACUGACUGUUGUUGGUUUAAGAAGAUCAUUGUGCUGGUGAAGUGUGUGAACAGACGAUGAGGAAACUGUUUUGAACUGGUGGCCGAUGAGAUCGGACGGGUUAAUACGCGGCUGAACCGAGGCAAUUAUCUUAGAGCCGAGACCACUGGUGCUAAUUAAUCACUGCAACUCUGGAGCCCUGGUUUCGUGGUAGACAUUCAUCUUUCAACUUCUUCAACCUGCCGAGUGGGUUUCUCAUCGAACGAGCAGUUAGAGCGAACUGAUCCGAAGAUUCUUUAGGUCAUAACCGGAAAUUAUGAGGUGGCUGUGGAUUAUCGUUCUAAUAGCUCUGGCCCUGCCAGCGGCCGUGCCACGGAAGACGCAUCGCAGUAAACCAACGCCAAGGUUGUACGGGGAGAGGGUACCUGUCAAGCUAAUAAGGACGAGUAGCAGCAAGGUCCGACAGAAGAUCGUCGAUACCCAUAACUAUUUUCGCGCCCAAGUCAAACCACCCGCUGCUAAUAUGCUGGUAAUGAAGUGGCACCCAGGCUUGGCCAAAGCAGCACAGAGAUGGGCGAACAGAUGUCUCGGAUUGGUCCACGACAAUGCAACCGGCCUAUAUUUGGAUGGUUUUGGACAAAGUGGACAAAACAUCUUCAUUACAACGGGACGAACACUUUGGAAUUUCCCGAUUAGAAUGUGGUACAUGGAGUACAAAGACUACAAGUUCGGCGACGACGAAAGCAACGACCUGCACGAAAUCGGUCAUUACACUCAAAUCGCGUGGGCCAGCACGCAUCUGGUAGGCUGUGGGGUGAGCCAUUGUACCGGGAGCAGAGGGCCCCUUGGCAAGGACUUCUUCAUGUACGUGUGCAACUAUGCCCCGAGUGGCAACUAUAAAGGUCGGCUAGGUCACCCUUACGUGGUGGGCAAACCGUGUAGUAUGUGCAAGGAGCAUUGCACACGUAACAAGCUUUGCACGAACGCUUGCUAUUAUACCGAUUUGUGGUCGAACUGCGCCGAGCUGGUAAGGACGUUUCGUGCCUGGGUCUGCGAGACGAACACAAAGGAGGGACGGGAACGACGGAAAUUCUGCGGUGCUACGUGCAACUGCAAGGACAAGAUUUACUAUCAUCACGGGUAGUGAACGAGGAGCAUCGCCGCCAGGUCGAGGCUCUAGAUCGCACUCUCUUCGUACCGGUUGAUACAUCAGCAUCGUUGCCAAUUCAUCAGGAUGCAUCGACGAGACUGCGAGGUACGAGAUCGUUUUCGAACGAUUCAUGCACCGAUCGUGCGGGAAUUAAGGUCACGAUGAAAGCGGUUUCCGGGUACUCGUCGAUCGCUGCUUUCGGCUCUGUACAUUCACGAGCAAAGGGAAACGUAUUCUGUUUUCUUUUAUUUUAUUUUUAUUCUGUGUUGUGGUAUGUGUUUAUCGUUUUACAAUAUAUUUCAUAAUUGACCAAUGAAUUUUUGCAUUUGCGUUAGCCUCGGAGUAAAUCAAACUAGUGUACGGAAUAAUAUUUCGCUCGUUUCGUUUGAGCUGGAAAGUUGAACAAGGAAGUAGGGAAGACGUCGAGCAAUCAAAAAGCAGAUGAGAAAGUAAAUUGAACUCGAUGAACUUGCUUGCCAUGGAACUUCUAGCUGAAGAAGUUUCAUUCCGAAAAUCUACCGAGUUUAAUGUAUCAUAUUGAACAUUUCUGUAACAGUAGUCAAAGUCCAUAGAAUCUUCAGGGAAAAUUUGUUGAAAUUCGUAACAGUAUUAGAAUACACGAUUACAAACUUAAUUGUAUUUGACUUUCCACUUUCGGUUCAGAGAAAUCUUUUAAAAAAUUCAUAGAGUUCCGAAACGAGCCGAUACGUAAUUAAGGCCGUAUAAUUGAAAUUUCAUCGCGUAUCUAACGACGGUAUCCCGAGCCACCAAUUAAUCAUUAAAUACCCUAGUCAUCGUUCUCGUGUAAACACGCCGCUUUCAUAAGGGUUAAUCACGUUAAUUCUCCGCAUCGAGCGAUGUUCGGAGCGUUCGGUUCGUUGAGCUCAAAAACGAGAAGAAAAUUUCCCUUUGCUCUGUAAUUACAUUCAACUACGUCAUCUCGAAAAUUUACUCUAUUUUCCCUUGAACACCCUCGUGGAUCUAUUUAAACUACGUCGGUGGAAAAGCAACCCCUGUCGCCCUGGGGAACGAUGGAGAGGAUUCGCGAAAUAAGGCAGGAUCAGGAGGACCCUUUUGAUAUUUGUAAACGAUAAGAGUGUCUAUACCAGGUCUGGACAGUUGGAUGCCUUUGAGGUAUUUCAACUUAUUUCCCAGAGGUCAAAAUGAGACAAAGUGACACAAUAUAUGAAAUGAUUGAAUGAAAAUAAAUCAAAAUUUUAAGUUCAAAUAUAUAUAAAAGAAAACCAUGCAGCUAUUUGAUUGUUUAUUUUAAAUGUUCAUUUCAUCUUACCAAUCGAGGAUUACUACUAUUUGACAUUAUAGUCCUUUAAAGCACACGAAUUGUUCAGACUUGGUUUUUAUAGACGUGCAUGCGAUGUGUAAAUACGUAAGUAAGCGAAUAACAGAAAAAGAAAAAGUGUAAGUGAAACAUUAGGAGUAUUUACAUGGUCGUUUGAUUUUGGACGUUAACGAGCCGCCAAUAAAAAUUUUUUUGUUAAUAUUACAAGAAGAUUAUAAAAAGAAUGAAUUUUCUCUGAAAUAAAUACUUGAAAACUCUUGAUUUUUAAAACGUAUACAACUGUUUAUGUACAAUGAUUUUCUUUCAUUUUUAAAAUAUUAAAAAUAAGAAAAUAAUUGAGUGUACAUAAAGGAAGAAUUGUUUUUAUUGGCAGGCUCGUACGUCGCCUAAACGUGGGACUAAAAUGUAUGAAAGGUAACCGGAAACCCUGUCUUCUGAACGUGUUUAGCGACGUAAAUUCAACGAUAGUUAGUGUAUACAGAAAGACAACACGUUGUAUAAUUUAUUUCAUUCGAGCACUUAUGAAUGCGAACCUGUAUUAAUUAAAAAAAAAAAAAAAGAAAUAAAUAAACGAGGAAAAACUGUAAAUACAUUUGAAUCUGUAACAUAUCGCUGCGGACAAUUAUUAGUAUAUAGGAAUUUUAAUUAAUUAUUCGCGAAUUUUAACCUAAUUAUAGAUCGUUCAAGCUGGCAUAAUUAACCAUACAAAGAAUUAAACUUGAUUCUUACCUUGUUAAUAUUGAAGGUGUUAGGCUAAGGGUGGGUGUCUUCCGGAGGGGUGGCAGCUGAGGAGACUUUGAAUAAUUUUUUCCCUUCACCAAAAUUAAGGGUUAAUUAACGAAUUAUUAAUAAAAAAAGCAGUGACCAAUCACAGCACUCAUAAUGCGCAAGCUCAAACCUACUGUCCAAGUAGGGGAAUCCACUCCUGGAAUACAUGUUUUGGGUCCCCUUCCAACGCUGCUCCUUCAAGUAAGAUGGAACGGUUCCGACUACGUCCCUCCGUCUUUCCUAGCGGCGGUAUUGUCUAAUUAUCGGAAGGGGACCCAAAACAUGUGUUCCAGGAGUGAAUUCCUCUUUUUGGAUAGGCCUGGGCUAUGAGUCCGCACUCGACCGUGGUCGCGAACAAACUACUCAGCACGUCGGUUCGUAGCCGACACUCCUACGGCCGAGCCUGCGCAGUGCGCACUAUACAGUGUUUUUAAUUAAUAAUUCAGAAACUAAGUUUUAACGAGUAUUUUGGUAAAGGAAAAAGUCGUUCAAAAUUUUCCUAGCUACCACUCCCUCAAAGGACCCACCCUUAGCUGAACACCCUGUAUAACUAGCACUAUUUCUAAUUUCUAAUUUCUAAUUUCUAUUUCUAUUUAUUUAUUUUUACUUAGGGUUAAAUAUGAUCCUGUCCUAUACAUAGAAUUAUUUUGUUAUUGUUUUUGUUAUACCUUUAUAUGCCAAGUUAAGUUUUCAAGUGAAGGUGAUUAUAGUAAAAGGGUUAAUAAUGCCAAAGAGAAUUUUUCCAGCAUUCUCUGGCCCUUGAACGAUAUAAUAUCCAUCAUCCAUCAUUUAUCGUGCUAAAAUAUUUUCCUCGAAACAAGAAAAGAAAAGAAAGAAAAACAAUGAAUCUACAUGCAUUCACGAGUGCUCAACAAAGAAAUGUAAAUUAUGGACUGUUUCUCGUUACGCACCAAUUAUUCAUCGAUUGCAUUUAAUGAUCGAUCGAAUCCCUGGGAAAAAUGUGUCGUCUAACAUUUCCGUAGAAUUUGUUUGCUAACGCCUCACAGAAAUACUAUUUUUCAUCACGUUUUUCGAGCCGUAAUCGCGACCGUGAUCGACGAGAGCGAGAUUGCUUUGGAAAGACGUGCGCGUAAGGAAUCUAAACGAACAACAAGUAAUGGAAUGUAUGGAAGGAGAAAAGAGUGUAGUUUGUAAGGUACAUGUAUAGUAAGAUGAAUACAAACGACAAGUAACAAUGUGGAUAAUAGGAGACACACAACCAGUUAAUUGGGUUAAAAUGAUUAGUUCGAAAGGGUUGAUUAAUCUUUAACGCGAAAUGUAAUUCGCGAAACUGUGUCACGCGAAACGUUGUAAGCUGUCAUACUUUGUUCACUUACCGAAAUAAAGGUCCUGUAAAUAUUA